Molecule: messenger RNA, 2019 nt
Organism: Saccostrea cuccullata (small rock oyster)
Lineage: Eukaryota; Metazoa; Mollusca; Bivalvia; Ostreida; Ostreidae
Product: transcription elongation factor A protein 1-like
Exons: 9
Coding region: 132-1043 (303 amino acids)
Biological process (GO): DNA-templated transcription; transcription elongation by RNA polymerase II
Cellular component (GO): nucleus
Molecular function (GO): zinc ion binding; nucleic acid binding
Source: RefSeq, a predicted model, not a curated record
UAGCGCCAUUAGUGCCCUCUAAGAAAGCAAUCAAAUUCAGAGGAGACAAAAUCCCUAAAUAUUCCAAAGAAAUAGUCGCAAAUCAGAACACAAACACAUUCAAUAAAGUGCAUUAUUAUUCAAAGAUAAAAAUGAGCUGUGAAGACGAAGUCAUGAAGAUCGGGAAGAAGUUAGAAAAGAUGAUUUCCAACAACAGUGCCGAUCACGGAGGUGCAGAUGAUUUAUUAAACAGAUUAAAAGACAUUCCUAUGACCCUCACUGUAUUACAGAAAACUAGAAUUGGAAUGACAGUUAACAACUUUAGAAAAGCGGCAUCAAAGGAUGAGAUAGUGGUUCUUUCAAAGACUUUAAUCAAGAGCUGGAAAAAACUUUUGUCCACAGAUUCCACACCAUCGAAACCUGAUAAAAAGGAAAAAGAAAGGGAGAAAUCUUCAGGAUCACCUGACCAGUCUGACAAUAAUUCAGAAAUGUCAGAGUCCAUGGACAGUCAGAGCAGCCAGGGGAAGACACUGAUGAGACAGGACUCCGAGGCUUCCUUAACUAACGAUCCAGUCAGACUCAAGUGUAGGGAGCUUCUGGCUGCUGCACUCAAACUGGAUGAUGACACUAUCAUUCCAAAUGCACAGAGUGCAAUAGAUCUUGGAGGAAAAAUUGAAGAUGCUAUAUUUUUGGAAUUUAAGAAUACAGAACAGAAAUACAAAGCUCGGAUAAGAAGUCGUGUCGCCAACUUGAAAGACAAGAAAAAUCCCAAACUAAAGGAAAGAGUUAUAAUGGGGUUGAUACCUCCAGAGAGCAUUGCAAUAAUGACAGCUGAUGAAAUGGCAAGCGAUGAAAUGAAACAAUUGAGAGCCAAAUUCACCAAGGAGUCCAUUGAUGAUCAUCAGAUGGCCAAACAAGAGGGUACAGUCACAGAUCUGUUCAAGUGUGGAAAGUGUGGCAAGAAGAACUGUACAUACAAUCAGCUACAAACGAGAAGCUCUGAUGAACCUAUGACGACGUUUGUUUUCUGUAUGGAGUGUGGUAAUCGAUGGAAGUUUUGUUAAUAACAUGAAGAUGUGUACUCUCGUCAUAACUGGAAGGACUGUUGGAACUGAAAAUGAAGUUAUGUAUUAAAGACAGCCCAAAAAAAACAACUAUGAGAUUGUAAUCUGUGAUUGUUUUAAGUCACUAUGAUCCAGAUUCCGAAUGGUCCAACCUCCAUUUUCAUCUGUAAAAUAAGCAUACACAUUCACCAUUUUGUACAGAUUUUCUAUUCCCUCGGAUUUCGUGUCAUAUCAUAUAACUAUUUCUCAUGUAGAUUCUCGUUUUCUUUAUACAUAUGCUUGCUGAAGUUCAUGUCUCUGUGUGAUAACUUGUCAUUUUAACAUUUUGGUUGCAAGAGUAUUAUAUUUCAUAAAAAUUUAGAGUUUUGAUGUGAACUGUACAUUGUUGAUUUUAACACUUAUUUUCUUUUGGGAGAUUAUUUAUUGUUGAAGUAUUACGGUGUUUGGUUUUGAAGAAGCUAGAAAGAACCUAUAUAUGUAUAGUUGUCAACUUCUGAUUUGGAACCAAUUUCUCUUGUUCAAAAAUGUUAUCUGUAAAAGUCAAUAAUCAUCAAAGCUUUCCAUCAAGAAUACAAGGUUGACACAUUUUAUUUAUAUUUGUAAGGAAUCACCUCUGAAAGAUACAUUUAAUACAAGUACAUACUUGUAUCAUAUAGGAAACUGGUACAGAUUUUUCCAAUUCUGUAAAAAAUAAUUGGUUUAAAGACAUUUUUGACAUUUGGGGGAGGGGGUGUGAUUUUAUUAAGCUGCACAGAUUUUUACCCAGCAUUUGUUUCAUGUGGUAAAACAUUUCACAAAAUGCUGUGCUAUUUAUAGUUUACAUAUUCAUACUACAUAGUGUGAACAGAGAUUUACAAUGUUACUAAAUGUCCUUUUGUUAAGAUUUACCUUGUACAAACAGUGGAAUGUACAUUUAAUUUAUAAUAAUGUUACCAGAUGACUUGUUAUCAAUAAAGAAGCGUCAAUAUGAAUACAA